Molecule: messenger RNA, 669 nt
Organism: Pipistrellus nathusii (Nathusius's pipistrelle)
Lineage: Eukaryota; Metazoa; Chordata; Mammalia; Chiroptera; Vespertilionidae
Source: the annotation of a GenBank genome assembly
AUGGCUGGGAAUAAAGGAAGAGGACGUGCUGCUUAUACCUUCAAUAUUGAGGCGGUUGGAUUUAGCAGAGGUGAAAGGUUACCUGAUGUAGUAUUGAAACCACCCCCACUAUUUCCUGAUACAGAUUAUAAACCAGUGCCACUGAAAACAGGAGAGGGUGAAGAUUAUAUGCUGGCCUUAAAACAGGAGUUGAGAGAAACUGUGAAAAGAUUGCCUUAUUUUAUAGAAACACCUGAAGAAAAACAAGAUAUUGACAGAUACAGUAAAAGAUAUAUGAAGGUGUACAAAGAAGAGUGGAUACCAGAUUGGAGAAGACUCCCAAGAGAGAUGAUGCCAAGGAAAAAAGUCAAAAAAGGUCCCAAAUCCAAAAAGGUGAACAACACUGGCAAAGACACUUCACUCACUAAUACUGCAGAUGUAUUGAAAACAAUUGAGGAAUUGGAAAAGAAAGGUGAUGGUGAAAAAUCAGAUGAGGAAAAUGAAGAGAAAGAAGGAAGCAAGGAGAAAAGUAAGGAAGAUGAGGAGGAGGAGGAAGAUGAUGCUGCAGAACAAGAGGAAUAUGAUGAAGAAGAGCAAGAAGAGGAAAAUGACUACAUUAAUUCAUACUUUGACAAUGGAGAUGAUUUUAUCGUAGACAGUGAUGACAACAUGGAUGAAGCAACCUAUUAG